Camponotus floridanus (Florida carpenter ant) is the source of this 5254-nucleotide messenger RNA. It is a transcript of the gene ACXD, whose product is annotated as adenylate cyclase type 2. Lineage: Eukaryota; Metazoa; Arthropoda; Insecta; Hymenoptera; Formicidae. Gene Ontology annotation, molecular function: adenylate cyclase activity. The transcript is spliced from 22 exons. Gene Ontology annotation, biological process: cAMP biosynthetic process; intracellular signal transduction; adenylate cyclase-activating G protein-coupled receptor signaling pathway. The record is from RefSeq and is a predicted model, not a curated record. The coding region runs from base 1026 to 4367 and encodes 1113 amino acids.
UUUCAAGAUCGCGCGAUCAUUGCAGAAUAGCUCUCUCAGAAGAAUCGUGAUUGCGAACGGAUUUCCGCGCAACGACCCUCCGACCUUCCGAACAAAACAGCGCGGCGGAAGUCGUAAAAAAGUGUCAUUGAAUCUUCGAUACAGAGUGCAAUAUUGUUGCGUGCGUGCCGAGACGAAAUGCCGGCGCGGGACGGCCUUGGGGCCUCCAUCAUGACUCGAAUCGAAAAGGAACCGUAGGUGUACGACCCGUUCAUCGUCGCACCUGUCGAGCUACGGCGAUAUCGGCAGUGGAAAGUGGUCUCUCUCUCGUGGAUGAAAGUAGUUUAUUGCGGGAAACACGCCGACGAGUUUCCGUGCGCGCCUCCGAAUAAACGUGUAACUUUUGUUGGAAGAAUCAUUGUGUACCUCGAGGUCUAUCGGCGAAUCGGAAAUCGUUAGCUGGCUGACUUUUCAUCCUGAACUGGAGGAAGAGCCGAUUAAUUAAGAUAUCCGUGAAUUCUUCGAAAAAAACACUUAAAAUUAUAUUCCAUUUACCUGCCACGAGAAUCUCAAUUUUCCUGACAACGAAGAAACUGUCGAGAACCGUCUCGAUCUUCUCUAUCUGCCUCGUCGCUUUAUCACCCACAAUCGAUGCCAUGCUGUGCACCAGGCAGACUUUGCAGGCAUAAAAAAAUCACGAGUGUGCAUUAUAGUUGAUUGAAACGAAAGGGAGACAGAAAGAGAGAGAAAGAGAAAAAAAGACGAGGUAAUCAGUCAGAGGGAGUGUUUCGAGUGGCCCAUUUCCCUUAUCACGAUAAAGCGUCAGUUUGACUUGGCGCGACCAUCACGGAGAAUCGGCACAGGUAGUGCACGGGGUGAUUCACUUUUCGAUUGCCAUUCAUGCGAUCAGUCUUCUCGCGGAUCUGUCGCCGCGAUGAGUACAACAGCCGCGAAUUCGCUGCCGCCGUCAUCGCCGUUGUCAUCAUAUUAUAAUUGUAAUCGAGGAAUGAUUUGAAAUCGGCACGUGAGACCGCAACGGAGCGAAGAUGGACAUGGAACUGGUGACCCGAGUGUCAUUGAGCUCUCUGCAAACCGACGAUGGUCGUAUCAUCUCCCCCAACAGCUUCGACGAAUGGACGUGGUCUAGUCUGAGGAAACAAUUCAAGUACAAGAGCCUAGAAAAGCUAUAUACGAUCUAUCAAAGGCGAUUACAAUAUGGUUAUCUCUCAAUAUUCAUUUUGCUGCAACUGGUGCUUGGAUUCAUAUAUUGUUUGAUUCUCAUGGUCAUUAAUGAGGAAUGUUGGCCGGACAUCGUAGUUUACUGUAUCGUAGGCGCUCUGCUUUGUCCCAUGAUCGCCUUGUCAUUCAGAUCGAAAAUCAUCGCCAAAAACACUUAUUUGCCAAUCAUGCUUUCCUGGCUGAUCGUUGUGCUCUUGGUCGCCGCUGACCUAGCAAUUCCUCUGUAUUAUACCUUCACCUAUCCCGAAGGUAUUCCGAUAAGACCGGCAUACGCGACACACGCGCUUCUCGCUUGUUAUGUGUUUCUGCCGAUCACGAAGAAUUCACAUGCUUUCGUGCUCGGCCUUACCGCCACCAUAUGUUACUUGGUGACCUUGUCGUUAGUCACCUACAGCAACACCGAUCACAAGAUUAUCAGUGAUGCAAUAUACUUUGUGUGCAUAAAUGGCCUGGGACUUUACUUCAGGUUCAUGAACGAGGUCGUCAUCAGACGCUCUUUUCUAGAUCGCCGAAAGUGUGUCGAAUCUACGCUCAGACUUAACUAUGAAAAGGAUCAAGAAGAACAAUUGACACGCAGUAUAUUGCCGCAACAUAUAGUGGCGAAAAUAAAAAAAGAUUUUAGAGAUAUUUUCAAGUUCAUAGAGGAGCACAAGAAAAGUCCUGCGCCGAAAGGCAGGCCUCAUGGCAGCGAUCUAUGCGUAGAGACGCACAACAAUGUGAGCAUCUUGUACGCGGACGUGGUGAAUUUCUCUGGACUUACCGUAACGUUGCCGAUACGAAAACUCGUGGAUACGCUGAACGACUUGUUCGGUAGCUUCGAUGAGGCAUCGGAAAAACAUAACGUGUUGAGAAUCAAAUUUUUGGGCGACUGUUAUUACUGCGUGAGCGGCGUGCCUACGCCGAAUUCCCAACAUGCCAAAAGCUGCGUUGAUCUCGGCCUCGAUAUGAUAAAAAUCAUCAACGAGGUCAGAGCGAGAGUCUAUCGCGAGAGCGGUGUCGACGUGAACAUGAGGAUCGGCGUGCACUCGGGCAACAUAAUAUCCGGAAUUCUGGGCACAAAUAAAUGGCAGUACGACGUUUGGUCGCGCGAUGUGGUGAUAGCGAACAAAAUGGAGCAAACUGGAAAACCCGGCAAGGUGCACGUGACUCAGCAAACGCUGGAUCUCGUUAACGUGAGCGAUUACAAUUACGUCCCGGUCGAAAGAUUGGACGACGAAGUCCUGCGAAAAUACGGAAUACGCAGCUACCUCAUCACACCGAUCUCGUCGAAAAUACCGGUACCGACGCGCGAGAACAGUUUGAAGGUCAUUAGUUCGGACUCGCCGAUUCUGUCGUAUCCUACGCCUAAACAUUACAUCAAGUACUACAAUGGGCGCUGCAACAACAUUAUCAGCAACGCUUCUAGGGUGAAAUUAACAAACAAUCAGGCGGACGUUUUCGCGAGCACUUAUAGACGAAGAACGCACUUCAUGGAUUCCUGCUUGCGAGAUUAUCAUCUAAUGUUGAAAGCGGCAGACGCCGAGAUGGAGAACGCUAUUAAUCAAAUGCCUCUCAAUAAAUGGGAACAAUGGAGCAACUGGAAGCAUAUAAAUCCACUUAUCCUGACAUUCCGGCAAUGGAGUUGGGAGAUUCCAUUUCUGCGUGAACCGGAUCCUCUUUUCAAGUUUUACAUAGGCUGUUCUGCCUUUGUGCUACUCUUCAUGGGAUUCAUUUAUCUCGUACCCACGCUUAUGCACUCCCAGUGGAAUCUGAGAAUAAUUGCCAGUUACUCAUCAGUAAUGAUGUUUCUGAUCAUUUUAAUACCUCUCACGUGGAUGCACUUUGUAUGGAAUCGUUGGAAGGAUCCACACGACGAACACGAAGGAAACGUUCCGCAUCCACGGAAUAAAUUGCUAUAUUUCUUUUACCAAACAAGCGUAAAGGUCGUAUGGAGCGCCCUUUUGAGAACAAUCUUGUACCUGAUAAUCACGAUAAUGUUGGCGGCAUGCGCCAUGUUUGACUUGAUUUUCGAAUGUAACAAUGUAAACAAUAAUAUAACAUCCAGCGUGGAAAUUGGCGCCUCCAAUUUAGAGUGCAUGGCUACACCUUGGCAAAUGACAGAAACAUGCUCGUUGGCAAUCCUCACGAGUUUCCUUUUUCUGAGAGUCCACUAUGCUUUGAAAUUCAUGAUAGGUAUCUGCGUGGUAGUCUUUUAUGCAUGGAAUGUUUGGGUGCAUCGAUCUAUAUUUCAGUUGAGCGACACGUGGAAUCCUUCUUUGGACCCGAGACUAGCUCAUAUAUUGACCGUGGUGUUUCUCACAUUUUCUUUACAUCUUAUUGAUCGUCAGGCAGAGUACCUGAGCAGGCUGGAUUAUCAAUGGAAACGUCAACUAACAAAAGAACAGGAUGAAGCGUUUCAUACGAGGAAUGCCAAUAAGCUUCUACUCCGUAACAUUUUACCGGAACAUGUUGCGGAAUUUUAUUUGAAUAUGAAUCGAAGCGAGGAGAACGAACCUUAUCACGAGUCUCACAAUAACGUGGCCGUAAUGUUCGCCUCUCUGAUAGGGCUGUCAAUCGACGAGAGCGACAUUCUUAUCGAUCUGAAUGAGAUUAUCUGCGAAUUCGACAAAUUACUCUUUGAACCCUAUUUCGUGUGUCGUAUCGAAAAAAUAAAGGUUGCUGGAACAACAUAUAUGGCAGCUUGUGGAUUAGAAGCUAGUCGACGCAAUUCGAUGCAUAGCACCGAGAGCGAAGAUGAUUUUAACGAUAAUGUGGUCAAGGUGAUGGCGCAAUUCGCCGUAGAAAUGAUGUCCGUGCUCGAUAAAAUGAUCGCGAGGUCUUUCGUCACUUCAAAACCAUAUAAAUUAAGGAUCGGAAUUUCUCAUGGAGAAGUAACGGCCGGUGUCGUGGGAGCUCAAAAACCCUUGUACGAUAUUUGGGGCGAUGCCGUAAAUAUGGCAUCCAGAAUGGACACCACUGGAGUACCUGGAAAAAUACAAGUGACAGCGGAUACGGCUGCCAUCUUGGAACAACAGAGUGUCAAGUGUCAUUUACGUGGUGAAACAUACGUGAAACCAAAAGGAAAAGUCACGACGUACUUCGUGGGUAUCGAUGAGAAGGAAAUGUUGGAAAAAGCGGAUUCUGAGGAGGAAGAGAGCACUAGUUUAUGACAAAUAACGAAUGAUGAUUCAGAUUAAUUUUAAAGGUCAAGCUAUAUCUCCCGACAAAUAUCGUCUAAAAAAGCAUACAGGGUGUAAUCGAACAGUCGUUCUCUACUGUUAUACUAUUGAGACGGCUUACGAGUUACACUCUGUAAUGUUUGAGCGAGCAAGACCGGAGAGAAACCAAAGAAAGUGCGAGAGACCAAAGAAUGAGAAGCGCGAGAGAUAACGCGUGAGAAUAAAAUAAUGUAAGAAAAUAUACCUCAAAUCAAUUAUAUAGGUUGUACUCUCGAUAUAUCGCGAUAAUGAUUAUUUCCCGCCGGCCACACUUAUCGCCGUGUCAUACUGCUAAUCAAAAGAUGAAAGAAAUCAAUAUAUAUUAUUAACAAUUUUUUUAUUAUAUACAAAAGAAUUACAUUGUACAGCUCCGAAAGAUGCAUACGGUAUUUUUUUUGCAUCAUGUUACUUUACACGUGCAAAUAAUAAUUACUAAUCAAUAUCUUUCACUAAAAAUGAUAAAUCGUUAACUUGUCCAUCAUUAAUUUGGUUUUCUUAGAUCAAAAGCAGAAUGAUACAGUCGCAAAGUGAUAUAAUUUAAUAUUUGUCUUCUCUAAGAUAUGCACAUCUCUCUAACGAUUAUAAAUGACGAUACGUCGCAAUAAGAAAUUAUAUAAUGAAAAGAAAGUUUUUUUUCACUUCAUGGUUCAAGCAAACGAAUUUUUUAAAUUUGAAGAUAUUAAUGUAAAUGUAUUACAAAACCGUAAGGCAUUCUUUUUCCUAUAUUUGUCUAUUUUUUGAGUAUUGUGACUCAUAACAAUUGCGAUUACGUAUCAAAAAUACAAAACCGAGAUUGCAAAAAAAAUAAUUUAUUUUUAUAUCAAAUGCAGUAACGACAA